GCGGAGCGUGAGCGGGAGGCGGAGCCGGGGGAGCUGCUCCUGUAGCUCCCCCUGGCCUCAGGCGCAGCUGCUUGAGGGGGGAGGAGUUACCGCCACCGUUCGGUACGUCGCCUUCGCCCCUGGUACCCCAGUCGGCAAUGAUGGCAGUGACCUAAAAUCCUCAGGAAGCCCCGGGGUCAUGGCCCAGAAGCACCCGGGAGAAAGAGGGUUGUGUGGAGCCCACCACGUUGGUGGUUCCUCCCUCAGUACAUCAGGAUCCUCUGUGGACCCCGAAAUACUUUCAUUCUCAGGACUCAGGGACUCGGCAGAGACUGCUCCUAAUGGUACACGAUGCUUCAAAGAGCACUCCGACCCUAACUACACACAGCCUCCAAACCCAGCCCACUGGUCGGAUCCAAGCCAUGCUCCUCCAAGGGGUCCAGGACCACCUAGAGAAGGAGGCUAUCCUGAUGAGAGCGAGACAUGUUCAGAAGAGUCAGGAGUGAAUGAGACUGGGUACCAGGAGGAUGGGAGCCCUCCCUUUCUUUCCAUUCCAUCUGCUUGUAACUGCCAGGGAAGCCCUGGAGUCCCUGAAGGGACUUACUCCGAGGAAGGAGAUGGCUCUUCUAGUAGCCUUUGCUACCACUGCACCUCUCCAGCCUUGGGGGAAGAUGAAGAGUUAGAAGAAGAAUACGAUGAUGAGGAACCUCUUAAAUUUCCCAGUGAUUUUUCACGAGUGUCGAGUGGAAAGAAACCCCCGUCCCGGAGGCAGAGACACCGAUUUCUGACCAAGGAGGAUGUUCGGGUUAGUGGGCGCAGAGAACCCAGGGCCCCAGGUCGUCAUCGGCUGGCCCGAAAACGAAGUCAGACAGAUAAGCGCAGAGGCCUGGGACUGUGGGGAGUAGAGGAACUAUGUCAGCUUGGACAGGCAGGCUUCUGGUGGCUGAUUGAACUUCUGGUAUUAGUGGGAGAGUAUGUGGAAACUUGUGGCCAUCUCAUUUAUGCAUGCAGGAAGCUGAAAGGCAGUGACCUGGACCUUUUUCGAGACUGGGUGGGGGUCUGGGCCAGGAGAUUGGGGGGCUGGGCCCGUGCGAUAUUCUGGUUUCUAAGUAAGAGCUUCCUCUGUGCAGCAGGCCUGUUCAUUCGUAUUCUUAGGGUAGUGGGUGCUUUCCUCCUCCUGGCUUUAGCCCUCUUUUUGGGAUGUCUACAGUUGGGCUGGAGGUUUUUAGUGGGACUGGGCAACCGGUUAGGCUGGAGGGAUAAGACCGCUUGGCUGUUCUCUUGGCUGGAUUCUCCAGCCUGGCAUCAUUGCUUGACUCUGCUGAAAGGUAGCAGGCCGUGGCAGAAGCUGGUAAGAUUGAUACAGCGGGGCUGGCUGGAGCUGCCCUGGGCCAGGCAGAGGACUAAGAAGCAGGGCAGUGCACCUGUAGCUGGCGGGCGGUGCUGCCAGCCUGAAGAGGAGGUAGCCCGACUCCUGACCCUGGCGGGGGUCCCUGAGGAUGAACUAAACCCCUUUCAUGUGCUGGGGGUUGAAGCUACAGCAUCUGAUACUGAACUCAAGAAGGCCUACAGGCAGCUAGCGGUAAUGGUCCAUCCUGAUAAAAAUCACCAUCCACGGGCUGAGGAGGCCUUCAAAGUUUUGCGGGCAGCUUGGGACAUUGUCAGCAACCCAGAGAGGCGGAAGGAAUAUGAGAUGAAACGGAUGGCAGAGAAUGAACUCAGCCGGUCAGUGAAUGAGUUUCUGUCGAAGCUACAAGAUGACCUCAAGGAGGCAAUGAAUACUAUGAUGUGCAGCAGAUGCCAAGGAAAGCAUAGGAGGUUUGAAAUGGACCGGGAACCCAAGAGUGCCAGAUACUGUGCCGAGUGUAACAGGCUGCAUCCUGCUGAGGAGGGAGACUUCUGGGCAGAGUCCAGCUUGUUGGGCCUCAAGAUCACCUACUUUGCGCUGAUGGACGGAAAAGUGUAUGACAUUACAGAAUGGGCUGGAUGCCAGCGUGUGGGCAUCUCCCCAGAUACCCACAGAGUUCCUUACCACAUCUCAUUUGGUUCUCGGGUACCAGGCACCAGUGGCCGGCAGAGGACCACCCCAGAUUCCCCUCCUGCUGACCUGCAGGAUUUCUUGAGCCGGAUCUUUCAAGUACCUCCAGGGCCGAUGUCCAAUGGGAACUUCUUUGCUGCACCUCACCCUGGCCCUGGGACCACUUCGACCUCCAAGCCCAACAGUUCAGUACCCAAGGGAGAAGCCAAACCUAAACGGCGGAAGAAAGUGAGACGGCCCUUCCAACGAUGACACCCCUUCUCUUCCUUCCUCAAGUCAAUGUCAGGGAGUCAAAAGGGCUGUGUACAGCACAGGAUGGAAUUUGGUUUAUUUUAAAAUACUUUAAAAAGGGAAACAUUUUAAAUUGUUCACUCAGUAUUUAGAGGAAGCCCAUGACCUCUUCCCCUUCUUCCCCAACACCCAGGAACUGAAUCUUGUUUUCUGACAAUACCAAAGAAAUAGGAGGUGGCUAGAGCAAAGAACUUAGGGUCUGGACCUAGUCCAGACAAUACGUUUCUGAGGUGUGGGAACUUGGGAUUUCUCUGGGGUCUGUAUGCCUUUAUCUUAUCAUUUGCUCUUAGAGCAGAUGAAACACACCCCCUUUUAAAUGAGUAUAUCUUAUUUCUUAAUCAUUUCAGGGGUCCUCCCCCUGUUUACCCUGAUAUACUAGCUAAAAGAAAAAGCAUGUAGCCCUGAUUUUGGAGAUACAGAACUCAAGAGUGGAAACUGAUUUUUUUCCCCUUUCACUUUAUGGGUAAGCCACCUAACUUCAGGCUUAUUGUUGCAAGGAUGACAAAAUUAAUUUUUAAAAAGCAGAUUUAUGCCCUGUGCCCUUGGGUGAGGGGGAAGGAUAGAGGGGUUCCAAAAGGCCCCCCUGUUAGCCAAGGGUUUGUAUUUUUUUAAGUUUGUUCAUAUUUGUAUGUACAUAUCUAUUUAAAGCCAGGGGAUUAUCUUUCUAUAAAUAUAUAACUGGCAACUUA
Apodemus sylvaticus (European woodmouse) is the source of this 2997-nucleotide messenger RNA. It is a transcript of the gene Dnajc14, whose product is annotated as DnaJ heat shock protein family (Hsp40) member C14. The record is from RefSeq and is a predicted model, not a curated record. The transcript is spliced from 7 exons. Lineage: Eukaryota; Metazoa; Chordata; Mammalia; Rodentia; Muridae. The coding region runs from base 179 to 2269 and encodes 696 amino acids. Gene Ontology annotation, molecular function: dopamine receptor binding.